AUGAAUCUCUUUCAAAGAACAACCUUUGUUAAUAGCUGGAAAAAUUGCUUGACUAAAAGCACUGAUUGGCGAUUUUCUAUUACUAGUCUGAACAAAAAGUUUUUCUACUCAACAAAGCAAAGACAAGGGAAAACACAAUCUUUAUCUUCUUAUAGAGCUUCCCUGGAAAAUGAUUAUUUUAUUUUUCUGAAACAUAUAAAUGAGAAGGAAAAAAUAUUUGCACCCGGACAACUGGUUAUUAAUUUGGGAUCUUCUCCAGGAAUAUGGAACAACGUUGCUUCGGAAUACAUAGGCUCUGAAGGAAGAGUCGUUUCUGUUGAUAUUAUCCCGUCAAGGUCUCCAGCUAACUGCAGCACGAUACAGGGAAAUUUCUUAAGUAUGGCUAUUCAAGAAGAAGUUGUAAAAGCAGGAUUACGUGCUAGAAAAUUACGAGAAGCAUCUGCACAGUAUGGUGAUCCCUCCUCUGUACCUUACCUUCAGUUGGCUAUUGAGCAUGAAGCAGCCAUGGAAAAACAAGGAUCGCUGCUGAAUGAAUUACGUGCGGACGUUGUAAUGAGUGAUUUAAAUCGUCCGUUUCCAAUGGUUCAGGGAUUUGAAUUUUCUAUUUCGAGAAAGCCUUAUUCGGCUAUGCGAAAUCGUGAACUAUUAACUGUUAAGGAUCAUAUGGAUUCUUUGUUUUUAGCUCAAUCUUCCUUAAUAUUUUCGUUACGUGGCUUGAAACAAUCGGGGACCUUUCUUUGCAAAGUCGUGAACGGUCCAAACCUUUCUAGCUUGCUGGAAGAUUUGACAAUGUGCUUUUCCAAAGUUAGUAAACAUACGAUGAAAGGUGUAUCCGAAAAUGAGAAUUCAGUCAUUUAUUUGUGUACGGGAAAAAUAUCAACACCUCCAUUUAAGUUACUCAACGUUUAA
Schizosaccharomyces osmophilus is the source of this 909-nucleotide messenger RNA. RefSeq names its product mitochondrial 2' O-ribose methyltransferase Mrm2-like (gene mrm202). Gene Ontology annotation, biological process: RNA methylation. Gene Ontology annotation, molecular function: rRNA (uridine-2'-O-ribose)-methyltransferase activity. The transcript is spliced from 3 exons. Bases 1 to 909 code for a protein of 302 amino acids. The record is from RefSeq and is a predicted model, not a curated record. Lineage: Eukaryota; Fungi; Ascomycota; Schizosaccharomycetes; Schizosaccharomycetales; Schizosaccharomycetaceae. Gene Ontology annotation, cellular component: mitochondrion.